AUGCAAAAAUCAUCCUUUACUCAGAAAUCAAAUCUGGUAGUGACCGGAUAUGAUCAUGAGAAAUACGCGCAGAUAAGUAUUAAGCAGAUCCGUUGGUUACUGAAGUCACUUGGCAUUUGGCCCAAUUCACUCAAAUCCUCUUCUUCGAUAAAGAAAUAUGUGCGCGUAUUAAUGAACAUGAUUUAUCUCGGUAUAAUGGCUUUUCUCUUCAUUCCGUGCGUCUUCUAUGUCGUGCUCGAAGUCCAAGAUACAUACAAUACCUUAAAGUUCGCCGGACCAUUAUCCUUUGGCCUAAUGGUUAUCAUGAAAUACUGCUCGCUAGCCCUUCAUGGGAGAGAUAUUUGUGUAUGUAUCGAGCAUAUCAAAAUCGAUUGGAGGAAUACGUGGUAUCACGACGAUCGCGCGAUUAUGACUAAAAACGCAAAAUUCAGCCGUUGUCUUGUAAUGAUCAACGCGUUCUUAACGUACAGCGGUGCCAUAUUCUAUCUUAUCGCCAUGCCGAUUGGCAUGGGCAAGAUUACAGACAAAAAUAGUAAUCUGACGUACCAGCCACUGGUGUAUCCGGUCGCUAGGAUUAUCGUUGAUACGCGUCACAGUCCAAUUAAUGAGAUUUUCUUUUGGACUCAAUUCGCAUCAGGUAUCAUUUCGCAAACCGUCGCGGCCGCUGCUUGUAGUUUGACUGCCGUUUUGGCAGUACACGCUUACAGUCGUCUGGAAGUUCUCAUGCAAUGGAUUGUGCAUUUAGUGGACGGGAGAGAGGACUUUUCUAAUAAUGUGGACGAUAGGCUGGCCAUAAUUAUGCAAGAACAUGUGCGAAUUUUGUAUUUUAUAAAAUUAACAGAAAAAGUAUUGCACCAGAUAUCUCUUGUGGAAGUUGUAGGAUGUACAUUUAACAUAUGUUUCCUUGGAUAUUACACAAUUAUGGAAUGGGAAGGCGGCUUUGCAAUAACAUAUAUUAUUCUGCUUAUGAAUUUCGUCUUCAAUCUUUUCGUAUUUUGUUAUAUAGGUGAACUUGUUGCCGAGCAGUGCAAGAGUGUUAGUGAAACAUCAUACAUGAUCAAUUGGCAUCGUCUACCAGGAAGGAAAGCUCUGGCUAUUGUACUAAUGAUUGCGAUGUCCAAUUCAUCAAUUAAACUUACUGCUGGGAAUAUCAUUGAGUUAUCUAUGAGCAGUUUCGGUGAUGUGAUGAAGACAUCAGUUGCCUAUUUAAAUAUGUUGCGUACACUAACUACUUAA
This is a messenger RNA of Atta colombica, 1236 nucleotides long. Its product is annotated as odorant receptor 85c-like. Gene Ontology annotation, biological process: sensory perception of smell; detection of chemical stimulus involved in sensory perception of smell. Gene Ontology annotation, molecular function: olfactory receptor activity; odorant binding. Gene Ontology annotation, cellular component: plasma membrane. The coding region runs from base 1 to 1236 and encodes 411 amino acids. Lineage: Eukaryota; Metazoa; Arthropoda; Insecta; Hymenoptera; Formicidae. The record is from RefSeq and is a predicted model, not a curated record. The transcript is spliced from 5 exons.